AUGCGUUUUCAAUUCGCACGGCUUGCCGCACUCGCAACAUAUACUAUCGCUCUCUUUCAUACCCCUGCCGCAUCCGCGCACCCCCGCCGCAACGCUCUCACUGCCAAAUCUCAUGCUGCGAUCUCUCACCAUAUCGACGUUCCGCCGCCGACUCCAGGACACUUUGCGCUUCACCAGCGCCACGCGCCACGCGCAUUGCUUGAUGUAUGCGCAUACAUCGACCUCGAUGUCCUCGAGGACCUCGGAAUUGACCUCGGCAUCCCGCUAGGCGCAAUCCUCGACCUCGAUGUCUGUCUGUGUCUUUCGCUCUUCCCGCUUGUGUUAGAAACCGACGUUCAGCUUGCCGCUCUCAUUCCUCUGCUGGGCAUCAACAAGCUGACGGAAAUCCUGACACUUGCCAUCAAUGAAGCCCCUGGAUCGCAACAUUGCACUUGUCCCGAUAAUUCCGAGCCUCAUUGCACGAAGGAUGACCCGUGCGGAUGGCAUUGCAAGCCACCCUACGUGAAGAAGGACGGCCAAUGCGUCUGCCCGGCUCCCUACACGGAGUGCAAUGGCAAAUGCGGAUCUGCUCACCGUUUUCCUCUUCGGUGUUGGGGAUGUGGAUCGUCCGUGCCACGUGCACUCGCUGCUGACCCGCAUACCGCUGUCGCAUCACUAGCAGAUGCUCAACUUACCUGCAAGUCGUACGAGACGGUAUGUGGUGUGUACGGCGGGUCUUCUCGAAGCUUCGAAUGCCUCGACGUUGACACUGCACUCGAGAGUUGUAUAACGCUGACGUACUUUCAGGUGGCGGCUGCAUGA
Molecule: messenger RNA, 801 nt
Organism: Postia placenta MAD-698-R-SB12
Lineage: Eukaryota; Fungi; Basidiomycota; Agaricomycetes; Polyporales; Adustoporiaceae
Exons: 5
Coding region: 1-801 (266 amino acids)
Source: RefSeq, a predicted model, not a curated record